Messenger RNA from Rotaria sp. Silwood2, 1200 nucleotides. The record is from the annotation of a GenBank genome assembly. Lineage: Eukaryota; Metazoa; Rotifera; Eurotatoria; Philodinida; Philodinidae.
AUGGUCGUUUACUCUGUUUUUCAUUGUCAACCUCUCUGCUCAAUAAUACCUGAAUUUGUUCAAUCAUAUGAUUGCUUCGGUGGUAUGCAAGUCUUAUCUGACCUUCGUUGUUCAUCACUUAUGCGUUCUAUUGUAUCGUUCGAACUUGAAGAUGACUAUAUAUUACCAUACUUAUUUAAUUCUGAUGGAGUGUUUUUCCCACAAUCAAUUCAACUGACUCAUAUCCGAAUAACAUUACGUGAAUUUGACCUUUGUGUUUAUUUACUAAGUCAAUUGGGUUCACAACUCUGUUCAUUGACUAUUAGCAUUUUUUGUGUUUAUGUACACAAAGUUGAUAUCUCUCAAAUAGUAUCUAUUUCAUGUCCGCAUUUAAAACAAUUGACAAUGAAAGUCUAUCGAAAUAUUCAUAACUAUAAAGAAUGUAUUGUUCCUCUUCUACAACGUUUGUCAAAUAUUGAAUAUUUAACAUUAUUAUUAGCUAUUAAUGGAAGAAGAAGUAGACUUGAUCAUUUUGUUGAUGGAUUUGAUUUGGAGAAAGAUAUUGUUUCAUACAUGCCUCAUUUACAUCAAUUUAAUUUUCACAUUCGUUCAAUAUUUCAAAACGCUAUUCAUGUAGAAAUUGAUACAAUACAUCAAAGUUUUCUGAAAUAUCAACAAGAAUCUGUUGGUUGUACAGUUGACUAUUUCAAUAAUAAUUAUGGACAAUGUCAAAUCUAUUCGCUUCCAUUUAUUGGCAAUCGUCUUGAUUUUAUUUCAAAUCGAUUUCCACUCUUCGAUAUUAAUAAUACAUUCUCAAUGGUUACUAUGUUAUUACUUUUUGAUGAUGUCAAACCGUUCAAAAAUCUUUUCUUUGCACGUAUCGCUCGAGAUCUACCUUAUCUUAAAACACUCGAAAUGUUCAAUGAACUUGAACAACAAGAGAAAACAACAUUGACAACAAAUAAUCUUGAGUUUACUCAUUUAUCUACACUAAUUCUAUUUUACAUUCAUAUGGAUUAUGCUGAACAAUUUCUUUAUCGAAGUUAUCUUCCUCAUCUAAUUGAAUUGGCUAUUCACAAGGAUAUAUUGUUAACAAUAAUUAGUCAAGAUCAACAACAAGCAAGAGAUAAUUGUUCUAAUGUGGAAAAUUUAGUAAUUUCCGAGACACUCGAUGAUUCAAUAGAUACUGUUCGAAACUUUUUUCCACUAGCUUUUCAUUGA